Molecule: messenger RNA, 690 nt
Organism: Effrenium voratum
Lineage: Eukaryota; Dinophyceae; Suessiales; Symbiodiniaceae
Source: the annotation of a GenBank genome assembly
AUGCUGGCCAGAGCGGCAGCGGUGGAGUUGGAGGGGCAGGCCACUUUCUUCCAUGUGCGGCCCGGGGAUGUCAUGUCCAAGUUCUACGGGGAGUCCCAACGCCGCAUCCAGGCUUUGGAGGAGGUGAUCCGGGAGGCAGCACCCUCGGUGGUCUUCCUGGACGAGGUGGACUCUUUGCUGGGCAGCCGCGAUGGGGGCGGCGUGGCAGAGCACCAUCGAUCUACGACCAAUGCGCUUUUGGCGUGGAUGGACGGCUUCGGCACCGGAGACGAGCGGAUCUUCUUCCUGGGCGCCACCAAUCGGGCCGAAGCAAUCGACGAGGCCGCGCUGCGCCGCUUCGGCGAGGCUGCGGAGGUGGGUUCCCCAUCCUUGGAGGCGCGAGUUGCGCUGAUGAAGCAUUUGGUCUGCAACAAGGCUGCAGCAGAUGGGCACAAGGCAGAAGUUUCAGAUGACGAUUUGCAGGUGAUGGGUGAGAAGACGGACGGAUUUUCCUUGGCGGACGUGGACCGCUUGGUGCGGAAAGCCUUCCUGCAGGUCCUCAGAGAGUUGCCGGAGUUGAAGGGCGUGGGCCCAGCAGAUGUUCCAGCGGUGACUCUGAAGCACUUGGAAGGUGCCUUGGAGGCCUCCUCCGGCACCUCCGCCCUGCUGCAGAUGCUUCGGAAGCGAGCAGACACGCGGUCCGCCCUCUGA